CUUCCCUGUGAAGGUGGUGAGGUCCUGGCACAGGUGCCCAGAGAAGCUGUGGCUGCCCUGGAUCCCUGGAAGUGUCCCAGUCCAGGUUGGAUGGGGCUUGGAGCACCCUGGGACAGUGGAAGCUGGACUCUUAGGUGUUUUCCCAGGAGGCAGAAGGGAAAUGUCACUGGCUGCCUUGGGCUCUGAAGAAGCUAAAACCCAACAGAGGAAAGCCCUGCUUGCAGUCAUGUUGUAGAGAGCCCUGUGAGAUGCUCCUCAAUCCCCCAUAGCAACACAGGGAUGUUGGAAUCAUGGCAGAGUGGGGUGUGCUGUGACCAAUUAAGGGGCAGGGAAAAGAAAUGCUUCCAGUUGCCCAAGCCUGAUGUCAGGCAGGCAGGUACAGACACAGCCCUUGUAGCUCAGUGAGGAUGGACUUAGCACGAGUGGCACAGGUUUAUUUUUAAACGGAGGCUGUGCUUCAUGAGGAGAAACAUAGAGAUGAUGAAUCAGCUGGCAGAGAGGGAACAAGUGUGGGUAGACUUUUCAACUGAUAAGCCCUUGAGGCUUGGCUGUGUCCUCAGCAAAGAACAAUUAGGGCAGCAGUGCUCAGCUUGUAGCCCUUUACCUGUUGGUUGCAGGUCAGGUGAGUAUGGAGGGCUGAGCUCAUGUGCCUCUUCCUGCAAGAAAACCAGAUCCCUGUCUAUGGGAUUUCUUUGUCCAGGUCCACAGGUGUUUUCUCUGCAUGUUUCUUUGUCCAGAUCCUGUUGUGACUAUGCCAGAGCUUGGCUUUCUACCCAAAAGUGCCUCCUGUAGGAGUCAAAACAAGACAAGAGCACACUGCUGUGUUUAUUGCUCCUCAGUGCACCCUGCUCCAUCCCCCAGAUUUGCAGCAGGGCACCGAGAAGCAGCAGCACACUGAGAAGCAGCAGGCUGCAGGAUGUCGGGGCGCAGCGGGAAGAAGAAGAUGUCCAAGCUGUCGCGCUCGAGCAGGGCCGGGGUGAUCUUCCCCGUGGGCAGGAUGAUGCGCUACCUGAAGAAAGGCACCUACAAGUACCGCAUCGGCGUGGGCGCGCCCGUCUACAUGGCUGCUGUCAUUGAGUACCUGGCAGCUGAAAUCCUGGAGCUGGCGGGAAACGCAGCACGGGACAACAAGAAAGGAAGGAUUGCCCCCAGACACAUCCUCCUGGCAGUUGCAAAUGAUGAGGAGCUGAAUCAGCUGCUCAAAGGUGUGACUAUUGCAAGUGGAGGUGUCCUGCCCAGAAUUCAGCCUGAGCUUCUAGCCAAGAAAAGGGGUGCCAAAGGCAAAACUGAAACCAUCCUUUCCCCUGCUCCUGAGAAGAAGGGGAGGAAAUCCAUGGUGAACAAAAAGAGUGGGAAGAAGGCAAAGUCUACCAAGGCCCGGACGUCCAAAAAGAACAAACAAAAGGACAAUGAAAAAGAAGGAGCUUCAAAUUCAACAACUGAAGAUGGACCUGGGGAUGGUUUCACUAUCUUGUCCUCCAAGAGCCUUGUGCCAGGACAGAAGCUUUCUCUGACGCAGAGUGACAUCAGCCAUAUUGGCUCCAUGAAAGUAGAAGGAAUUGUUCACCCUACAACUGCUGAAAUAGACCUCAAGGAGGAAAUAGGCAAGGCGCUGGAAAAGGCUGGAGGCAAAGAGUUCUUGGAAACAGUGAAAGAGCUUCGCAAAUCCCAAGGACCUUUGGAAGUUGCUGAAGCUGCACUCACUCAGUCUAGCGGCCUAGCAGCAAAGUUUGUCAUCCACUGUCACAUCCCACAGUGGGGCUCGGACAAGUGUGAGGAGCAGCUCGAGGAGACUGUCAAGAACUGCUUAACAGCUGCAGAAGACAAGAAGUUGAAGUCUGUGGCUUUCCCCCCGUUUCCCAGUGGCAGAAACUGCUUCCCAAAGCAGACAGCAGCCCAGGUGACCCUCAGAGCCAUUUCCAGCCACUUUGAUGGCAGCAGCUCUUCCUCCCUGAAGAACAUUUACUUUCUGCUCUUCGACAGUGAAAGCAUUGGCAUCUACGUGCAAGAAAUGGCCAAGCUGGACACGAAGUAGCAACGGCAGCCAAAUGAAACUUUAUUUUUCAACAAACUUGAGUAGCAUUCAAAGCAUUAGAGGUGGGUUUUAUUUUUUCAAUGUGACGAUGAGGGGGAGUGGUAGUAGUGUGACGUGCUGUGACUUGAUGGAGAGCUGUGAUUAGAGAUGAGAGGGGUUUAGUCUGAUUUCUUCAUGCCAUUUUUAUCACCUUAAGCAAUUGAGUUAUCAUCUGGCUUCAGGAGUUUAGUGUCCUUUGUUACUUUAGUUUAGAGGUUUUUAAAGAGUAACCUCAUUUUAGAUUUGUAGUGAUGAUUUCUUCACACACACAUGCCACUUUCAAGAAAGCUCUUAAAAAUGUCCUGCUCCUUUUUCCCCUCCCUUGAGGGUAGAUUGUAAACUCCUGCCUUCAGCCCACAGAGAGGUGAAAAGGGUUUUAGAAGUGAUGCAUGAGGAGCUUCUGUUUUGCUUUUAACUCACAAUAACCUCUGUAAUUACUGAGAAUAUUUCAUGGUGAUUUUGUUUGUUUUAUAAGAAAAAAAGAAAAAGA
Messenger RNA from Melospiza melodia melodia, 2564 nucleotides. RefSeq names its product core histone macro-H2A.2. Lineage: Eukaryota; Metazoa; Chordata; Aves; Passeriformes; Passerellidae. The record is from RefSeq and is a predicted model, not a curated record. Gene Ontology annotation, cellular component: chromatin; nucleosome. Bases 917 to 2035 code for a protein of 372 amino acids. Gene Ontology annotation, molecular function: structural constituent of chromatin; protein heterodimerization activity; DNA binding. Gene Ontology annotation, biological process: nucleosome assembly; heterochromatin formation. The transcript is spliced from 9 exons.